This is a messenger RNA of Ostreobium quekettii, 1116 nucleotides long. Lineage: Eukaryota; Viridiplantae; Chlorophyta; Ulvophyceae; Bryopsidales; Ostreobiaceae. The record is from the annotation of a GenBank genome assembly.
AUGGAAAAGGGCUCUGAAGGGAUGCAGGCAUCGCACAGUGUGAUGGCAUCGAUUGCUGGGGCAUGCUCCCGAGCAAGCAUCAGAAACAAGCAGCUGGAGAGUCAAGCUGCAGCAGCGCUAUCUGCAGAGGCAGGCCGAAAGCCAAGAGCCCAGGGCAGUUGGUCACCAGGUGCGCAAGGAUGGCACAGCUGGGGGAAGCGACCUCGAUGGAAGAUCCCAACUCCCAAACAAAGAAAGAGAACAAAGCCCUCCACACAUGUUUCUCCCUCCCAGUGCAUGAAAGGCCUCACAAUGUCAGCAGACGAGCUGAGAAAACUUGGCCCCAGGUGGAGGGGCAGUUCUGCAUCGUUUUCUGGUGCACCCAGCUGUGGGCAAGAGGAGGAGUCUGCCUCCGAUGACAUAAUCAGUGGGAGCAGUGACGACGACCAGUGUGCUGGCAAUGCUUCUCUGGCAUCGAAACUGGCAUGCGUCACCUCGCCCGCCAAGAGCAGCCCCCACCCAGUGCUGAACCUCACGAGCCAGGGGGCUCCCCAUUCCCAACAGAGCAGAGGCGCCCCUGAAUCCCAACGCCUGUUAGGGGCAGGGAUGGGAGAGGAGGGUGGGGAUGCUCCCACCAGAUGUGAUCCAAACCCGCUUGUUGCAAACACAAGAUUGGACAAUACAUUCACAGACCAGAUCGGCUGCAGGUCAACCCAUGGAUCUGAUUCGCGAAAGGCACUUGAAGAGGUGGCUCUUGGGCAAGUACCCUGGAGGCCAGUUGAGCGGUGCAAUCCUGGCGUUGCAGAUGUGGCCUGUGGCUCCCUAUCCCCUUCUGUCCCAAAGCAUGGCGGUUUGGAUGGCCUUUCAGGAGCUGAUACCAUUGCCCAAGGGUCGGAGGUCAGGGGCAUCACUGCCCAGAGGGCAUUCAUCUGCCUAAAUGUAGGGAGGGCCGGCCAAGGCAUGGCCAGGCAUGAGGCUGGGUCUGGUGCUGGUGGUGGCAGCGGUGGUGACAGCUUGGCCAGCAGGUUGCUGAGGAUCGUGCAGGCAGAGAAGGUCAGAUGGGAGAGGGCCGAGGCAGGGGGAGUGUCCAGUGCGAUUGAGAAUGCCAUGCUCUCUCCUUGCAGUACUCCCACGUAA